This is a messenger RNA of Sphaerodactylus townsendi, 1874 nucleotides long. RefSeq names its product cytochrome P450 2J5-like. Bases 1 to 1473 code for a protein of 490 amino acids. Gene Ontology annotation, cellular component: intracellular membrane-bounded organelle; cytoplasm. Gene Ontology annotation, biological process: arachidonate metabolic process; xenobiotic metabolic process. NCBI's taxonomy places the organism in Eukaryota, Metazoa, Chordata, Lepidosauria, Squamata, Sphaerodactylidae. The transcript has 9 exons. Gene Ontology annotation, molecular function: oxidoreductase activity, acting on paired donors, with incorporation or reduction of molecular oxygen, reduced flavin or flavoprotein as one donor, and incorporation of one atom of oxygen; heme binding; iron ion binding. The record is from RefSeq and is a predicted model, not a curated record.
AUGUUGGAAGUGUUGGUUGCCUUCCUGGUGUGUCUGCUGAUUCUUCGCUUUCUGAAACAACCCGGGUCAAACAGGUCAUACCCUCCUGGGCCUCUUCGACUACCCAUCAUUGGAAGUUUGUGGCGAUUAGGGAUCAAGCUUCGUAAAGAUACAUCUAUUAAGCUUGCAAAACAAUAUGGAAAUGUUUACAUGCUAUGGCUGGGACCUAUUCCUGUAGUUGUCCUGUCGGGAUAUGAAGCAGUGAAAGAAGCGCUGAUAAACCGUUCAGAAGACUUUGCUGAUCGACCAGUGACCCCUUUCCUGAAAAUCAUAGGAAAGGAAAUGGGUAUUGUAUUCUCAAACGGCCACACCUGGAAGCAACAGAGGAAGUUUGCGAUGGUUACCAUGCGGAAGCUGGGACUAGGGAAGAAAGGCACAGAGCACCAAAUAGAAGAGGAGGCCCAUCAGCUUCUUCAGGCUUUUGCUAAUGCAAAGGGGCAUCCAUUAGACCCAUCAAUCCAAAUCAGAAAUUCAGUCACCAACGUGAUCUGCACUGUGGCUUUUGGAUGCCGGUUCUCUCCUGAAGAUGAGCAAUUCCUUGAGUUGGUGGAAGCCAUUGAAGACAUCUUUGGCUUUAUUGGCAGCUUCAGUCAUGGUCUCUUUGAAGUUUUCCCAUGGCUCAUGAAACAUCUUCCAGGGCCUCAAAAGAAGGCCUUAUCAUGUGUAGAGGCUGUGCUUUCAUUUGCAAGACAGGAGGUAGAAAAGCAUAAGGAGCAUCACGCUGACUACGAGCCCCAGGAUUUCAUUGAUUUGUAUCUAUUACAGAUGCAGAAAAGCAAGAAUGACCCCAACUCUACUUACAAUGAAGACAACCUGUUGCAGUGCAUUUUUCAGUUCUUCAUCGGAGGAUUGGAAACUACAUCCCUGACUUUGCGAUGGGGGUUGCUCCUCAUGGCAAAUCUUCCAGACAUCCAAGAGAAAGUCCACAAAGAGAUUGAAGAUGUUUUGGGUUCCUCUCAAUCAUUCACCUACCAAGAUCGGAAGAAACUCAACUACACCAAUGCUGUAAUUCAUGAGAUCCAGCGUUCACAAUAUGUCUUUUUUAUUGGGGCCCCCAGACGAUGCACAAAAGAUGUAGACAUGCUUGGUUUUCUCAUUCCAAAGCAUGCAGUGAUUGUUCCAGAUCUACACUCAGUUCUUCUUGAUCCUAAACAAUGGGAGACACCUGAGGCAUUCAACCCAAAUCAUUUUUUGGACAAGGACGGAAGUUUUGUGGAAAAAGAAGCCUUUCUUCCAUUUGGUGCAGGAGCUCGUAUCUGUCCGGGAGAGCAGCUGGUGAGGAUGGAGCUCUUCAUCUUCUUCACUAGCUUGAUAAGGGCUUUUACUUUGCAGCUUCCAGAAGGAGUGAAAGAGCUGAAUACAGAACCUUUGGUUGGGCUAUCAUUAGUUCCCCGCCCUUAUAAGAUCUGUGCUGUUCCCCGGAGCAGUUCAUGAGCUGUACAGAUUGGAGUGGAUUAUUUCCUAGUGUUAAUUUAUCCUUCAUUCCUUUUGCCUAAGCCUGCUUAAUUCAUUAUUUCCAGUAAUUCUGGAACAGUAAUUCUCUCCUGUUUUGAGGGAAGCUCCCACUUCCUCUGUCAUUGAAGUGAAUUGCUGUCUCUCCUGAAUGAAUUACAGAGAUCACACUUAAAAGCUGAUUGACAAAGUUCUAGCAUGAUCUGAUACAUCUGGACCGAAACGCAGCCCAAAGUGAUGUUUCACUGGGAAACCUGUUUUCUUGCUUCCAUUUUUGGACCGGGACUUGAUUGGAAUCCAUACAUUUAUCUGUUGUAAUCUGUAAAGUAUUCAAGUGGAGUCUUACAUGUGAUUGUCAAGACCAGAUUGUCUGGUUUUCUCAU